GGUCUCAUGGAAUCUCCGCCGCGGAUGGUAAACUCUAAACACUUGUGUGGUUAGGACUUAUCCAGCUGAAUAGACUUGGCUCACCUUGGCUAUGUUUGCGGCUCAGGCCUAUUGAUCGUUUGGGUGUCCUGGUCAUGAAUGACAUUUCGAGUCGCCUUCUCCUCAACCACAAUGUCCAUCUACUCACCAGGUACAAUUGCUUCCGAACUACCUGAUCCGUGCUUUGUUGGGUCGAAUGAAGACACUGACACUAGUCACCGACCAUUUUUCAAUGCGCCUCCAUCGCAUUCAGUAGCGAAACCACACCAGAAAGUACCUGGUAGCUCAGUCUAUCUUACAAUUAGCAGCAUCGUUGGGUUUAAGCAGAGGUUCAGCCUCUUACUCUUCAUCAUUUUCGGGGGCGCCCUCGCGGGGUUCUGUCUGUACAGCGCACGAACCAUGAAUUUUACGUUGAUGGAGAAAUACGCACCACCCGGUCAAUGGUUCUGGUACAACCAAAAAAUAUUCAAAGCUCCUUAUGCAAUACACAUAUAUACCGCCGUUAUUGGCGGAAUAUUCUCUCUGUUUCAAUUCCUUCCAGCAAUUCGACGUCGUGCUGUGCUUGUGCACCGUCUAAAUGGCUACUUUGUGCUCAUACUCUUGAUCCCAUCUAACGUCGCUGGUGCCAUCAUAGGAUACAGGGCAUUUGGCGGGGAGAUAAACUCUCAGUCAAUGUAUUACACUCUCGGCAUACUCUCCGCCAGCUGCCUUAUCAUAGGAUUAUGCAAUGUCAAGAGAAACACUAGGGAACACCGCAAGUGGAUGAUCCGUGGUGUGGUGAUCUUUAGCACAGAUAUCCUCACGCAUCUGAUCACCCUAGCCGCCCGGCAAAUAAUAACUGACAUUGGCGAUUACUACUCUGUGUGUAUGAAUACAUUUAAAACUUCCUAGCUCACAAGCGCCUGUUAGGUAUUCCGAUGUGACGAGCUCCGCUCCAUCCUCACCAACACCACCUCAGUCCAGCUGCUCUUCCCCACAUGUGCCGGCGACGGCGUUGA
This is a messenger RNA of Desarmillaria tabescens, 1037 nucleotides long. RefSeq lists its product as uncharacterized. Lineage: Eukaryota; Fungi; Basidiomycota; Agaricomycetes; Agaricales; Physalacriaceae. The transcript is spliced from 7 exons. The record is from RefSeq and is a predicted model, not a curated record. The coding region runs from base 139 to 930 and encodes 263 amino acids.